AGGGUUCAGUUUGUGAAGGAAUUUUAAGAUCUAAAGUAUAAUGCCAGAAGGAGCUUGGACAACGCAUCUUUGUGAUUGCUUUGCAGAUGCCAAUACUUGCUGCUAUGGCUUCUGGUGUUGCCCUUGCCUUGCCUGCACUGUUUCAGGAAAAUUUCAAGAGUGCUACUGCCUUCCCUUAUGUGACAUAAUGAGUCCUGCUGCAUUCACAGCCUGUGGGGUCCCCAUUUUUAUUCCCCCAGCAUCAUUGACUCUGAGGGCUUCCAUUCGGAACAGAUAUGGAAUAAAGGGUUCCAUCUGCAACGACAUGGUGGUCUCUGCUUUUUGCUUAUGGUGCUCAUGGUGUCAGAUGCAUCGUGAAUUAAAGGCAAGAGAUAAAACUACUGUCGUCAUCACACAGCCUGCACCAGCACCGGUGAUCAAUGUUCAAGCUAAUCCAGUCAUGGUGGUUAAUCAAGCCCCAGGUCUACAAUAUGCUAAUCCAAACCCUGCUCCUCCUCCUAGUGGUUAUGGAGCUCAGUAUAAUAAUCCAAACCCUCCUCCAUACCCCUAUGGUGUUUAGAGCUUCAAACUUGGAUUUAUAUUAUAAUUAAAAAGAUGUUGGUGUGGAGGAUUUUGUUCUGCUGAAAUGUACUACUAUUGUUAAUAAUUCUUACAUUAGGACUUUUGACUUUGAUUUAGACUAUAUAUGUAUAAAUGACUUAUAAAAAAUAUUGUAUGAGGAAAUUAAUUCCAAAAACAGAACAAUCAGAUGUAAGGUUUAUAAUUUGAAACUAACAUAAUUAAAAACAAAUACAUAAUGAGUGACCUGGUUGUUUGUUUUUUCUGGCCAUGAUUGUGUUUAGCUUUUUUGUACAACUGACUAUAAUUAUUAGAUAAAUUGCUUUUAUCAAUUAUCCCAAAUGCCAUUAAUUGAGAAGUAUAUGUAUCUCUAUUGUCAUAAAGGCAUUCGAUUGCAAAGUUGAAAUAGCUCAUUUCUAGUCACAUUUAUAUUUAUGGACAUCUAAAUUUGGCUUUAAGAAACUAGAUCAUAACAUAUGGUUGGUUUGUUGACAACCAUCUUCUGCCUGUGACAGACAGACAGAUAGAUGUGACUGAUGAUCAACACUGUUUAUUAUCAGGUUCUGCUGAGAAGACUGAGGGAUCAAUUAGGACUGUUGGGGUCAGUUCUACAGUGAUUCUCCUCAUAUUUGUCCGGGUCUAGCUGUAGUGUUGCUGCAAACCAAAUAAGCUCUGAGUUUGCAUAUUUGUUGUAUGGAGUACCUCAAGGUUCAGUUUUUGGCCCUGUUUUAUUUUUGUUGUUUUUGACCCCUUUGGGAAAUAUCAUCCAACAGUUUAGUGAUGUUUCCUUUCACCUAUUUGCUGAUGAUAUCCAGCUUUACUUUAAACGUCUAAAAAUCCUGAGUUGUUUUGAAUUUUGAAAAGCAAAUGAUAGAGCUUAAAUUUUUUUACUUUAACCAGCAUUUUUUUUCCUGUUUAAGUAGACCAAUUGCCUUAAUGUUCCACUUGAUAUUUGAUAUAAUAAACUUUAUUGAAAAACAUUUGAGAAGAAAAAUCAUAUAAAAUGGACAGGGAGAUGGACAGGGGCUAAGAAAGAACGAGGGGACAAUACCUGAGGGAGAGA
Cyprinodon variegatus (sheepshead minnow) is the source of this 1621-nucleotide messenger RNA. RefSeq names its product cornifelin homolog B-like. The coding region runs from base 41 to 559 and encodes 172 amino acids. Lineage: Eukaryota; Metazoa; Chordata; Actinopteri; Cyprinodontiformes; Cyprinodontidae. The transcript has 3 exons. The record is from RefSeq and is a predicted model, not a curated record.